This is a messenger RNA of Aspergillus welwitschiae, 1482 nucleotides long. RefSeq names its product snoRNA-binding rRNA-processing protein ENP1. Gene Ontology annotation, cellular component: preribosome, small subunit precursor; cytoplasm; nucleolus. The transcript is spliced from 3 exons. Gene Ontology annotation, biological process: rRNA processing. Lineage: Eukaryota; Fungi; Ascomycota; Eurotiomycetes; Eurotiales; Aspergillaceae. The coding region runs from base 1 to 1482 and encodes 493 amino acids. Gene Ontology annotation, molecular function: snoRNA binding. The record is from RefSeq and is a predicted model, not a curated record.
AUGCCCAAGGCAACAUCCUCUCGCUCCGCCGCCGGCCGCCGGCACAAUCCUCUAGCUGAGGAUUAUAUGACUGCUGGUCAUCUAAGAACUCAAUCGGCCAAAAAGUCCAGUCGCAAGUCUCGUCAGGAAGAUGAGCAAGAAGAUGGGGAGCGCUUCGUUGAUGCGAAGAUGUCCCGGAAGAUCCUGCAAAUCGGACAGGAACUGGCUGAUGAGGAUGCUGAAGAACAAAGAGCCACAGCAGGCGCCGCUGCUGAUAAGACGAACGCAGCCUUUGAUUUUGAGUCUCGCCUGGAAGGCGAUGAGGCCUUUUCCGAUGACGAAAAAUUCCAAGACGACCAAUGGGACGACGAUGAGGAAAUUGAGGAAGUCGAGGUUGACCCCGAUGACCUUGAUAUGUUCAACAAGUUCAUUCCUGCCGGCGACGAAGACCCGAUAUUUAACCCCAGUGGGCCCGAGGCCGAAGGUCAGACUAGGAACCUAGCCGAUCUCAUUCUGGAGAAGAUCGCGGAACAUGAAGCGAAGCAGGGCGGAGAGAGCGGCGGGCCCUUCAUUCAGGGUGGUGGAUUACCAGAAGAUGCUGUUCAAAUACCCGCGAAAGCGGUGGAGGUAUAUGAAAAGGUCGGCAUGAUACUUUCUCGCUACAAAUCUGGACCUCUUCCGAAGCCCUUCAAGAUCCUUCCUUCCGUGCCCAACUGGCCCACCCUUCUCGAUAUUACACGGCCGGAGUCUUGGACGGCCAAUGCUGUCUAUGCCGGUACCAGAAUUUUCAUUUCGUCGAAGCCAGCAGUCGCACAGGAGUUCAUCUCGACAGUGCUCCUUGACCGUGUCCGGGAGGAAAUUCAUGAAACCAAGAAGCUCAACGUCCACACCUACAAUGCGUUGAAGAAAGCGCUAUACAAGCCCGCCUGUUUCUUCAAGGGCCUGCUCUUCCCCUUGGUUUCGAGCGGAACCUGCACACUACGAGAAGCUCACAUUGUCUCUUCUGUCAUUGCACGUGUCUCUAUCCCGGUCUUGCACUCAGCUGCAGCAUUACUCCGCAUGUGUGAUCUCGCUGCUGAACAGUCGUUGCGCUCCCUGGAAAGUACUGGUGCAGUGAAUAUGUUCAUUCGCGUUUUUCUGGAGAAGAAGUAUGCGCUUCCCUACAAGGUGAUUGACGCCCUCGUUUUCCAUUUCCUGCGCUUCCGUGCUACCGACAAUGAUGCCAUGAUGACCGAUGGAUCCCGUGAAGCCAACAAGGUUUACAAGCUUCCUGUCCUUUGGCACCAGUCCCUGUUGGUGUUUGCGCAACGCUACCGCAAUGAUAUCACCGAGGAUCAGCGUGAGGCGCUUUUGGAUUUGCUUUUGGUUCGUGGACACAAGGAUAUCGGACCCGAGGUCAGGCGGGAAUUGCUUGCAGGCAGAGGACGGGGUGUGGUUGCACCGGAUCCGGAGAACCAAGGUGCUAUUGAUGCCGGUGAUGAUACGAUGGAUGUCACGUUAUAG